Molecule: messenger RNA, 564 nt
Organism: Aspergillus chevalieri
Lineage: Eukaryota; Fungi; Ascomycota; Eurotiomycetes; Eurotiales; Aspergillaceae
Product: ankyrin repeat domain-containing protein
Exons: 1
Coding region: 1-564 (187 amino acids)
Molecular function (GO): protein binding
Source: RefSeq, a predicted model, not a curated record
AUGAGCUUGGAACUCUUACAGAUCCUUGUUCCAGCUGGAUUGGAUGUGAAUUACAAGGAGGAUCGAGUAGGUGGUUACGUUGCCGCAACUGCCAGUUGCAACCAGAUGGACUUGACCAGAUACCUCCUACGGCAUGGGGCAGACCCGAACCGUAACCCACUGGCGGACCUCAAUCCGGCCUUGAAUAUGGCUGUGAAAGGGAUUUGCAUGGAGAUGGCGGAGCUGCUUAUUCAAUAUGGUGCCAAGGUCAAUGGAUUAGGCGCGUUGGCAAUGGCAGCAGAAUAUGACCGGUUUGAAAUGAUGAAAUUACUGUUUCAACACGGAGCAGAUGUGAAUGAUGAUGCGAAGGAUCGGGCUGAGGAAUGCAUCGACUAUAUUGAGGGGGUUACCGCACUGCAUCAGGCAGCAAAGGUGGGACGUAUUGAUGCAGUUGUCUUUCUACUCAAUCAUGGGGCAAAUCCAGACUUGAAGGAUGAGGAUGGACGGACGCCGUUGAUGGUUGCGCAAGAAAAUGGCCACCCAGAGGUGAUAGAGUUAUCCAAAAAAAUUGCAACAGUAAUGUGA